This is a messenger RNA of Sphenostylis stenocarpa, 1080 nucleotides long. The record is from the annotation of a GenBank genome assembly. NCBI's taxonomy places the organism in Eukaryota, Viridiplantae, Streptophyta, Magnoliopsida, Fabales, Fabaceae.
AUGCGGUCAUCAGAAAAGCUGAAAUCUAUACUGGCGGAAAAUUUAGUCGCUAAAACUUUCGUCACCAAUACAGAUGAUAUGAAAAAAUAUCGGGUUUCGGGGUGUGCUUGGAGGAGACUUGUGACGACUCUAAAGAAGAGCAACCAUGGAAAAGAAAGGUUUUCUGGGACUGGAGAGGUUAAACAGUUUCAUCCUCUAACUGUUAAGACUGGUUUGUGGUGCGACAUUUAUGUGCAAAACACUCUUGUCCAUGUCUAUAGCAUUUCUGGGGACAUUGUUAGUGCUGGCAAGGUGUUUGAUGACAUGCUUGUGAGAGACGUGGUCUCUUGGACUGGUUUCAUAUCUGGGUAUGUCAAGGCUGGGUUGUUUAAUGAGGCCAUUGGAUUGUUUUUGAGGAUGGAUGUGGAACCUAAUGUAGCAACCUUUGUCAGCAUACUUGGGGAUUGUGGGAAAUUGGGGUGUUUAAAUUUGGGGAGAGGGAUUCAUGAGUUGGGUCUGAAAUGUCUAUAUGUGAAGGAGUUGGUGGUAUGCAAUGCUGUGUUGGAUAUGUAUGAGGUGCAAAUGUUUGAUGAGAUACCUGAGAAAGAUAUUAUUUCUUGGACUAGCAUGAUAAGCGGGUUAGUGCAACGUCAGUGUCCCAGGGAAUCACUAGACUUGUUCUGUCAAAUGCUGGUCUCAGGUUUUGAGCUAGAUGGAGUUUUACUAACUUGUGUGCUUUCUGCUUGUGCCAGCCUUGGGCUUCUUGACUAUGGCAGAUGGGUCCAUGAAUACAUUGAUAGUCACGUUAUCAAGUGGGAUGUUCAUAUAGGAACUGCAUUGGUUGACAUGUAUGCAAAGUGUGGUUACAUAGACAUGGCACAGCGUAUUUUCAAUGGAAUGCCUUCCAGAAAUAUCCGUACUUGGAAUGCCUAUAUAGGUGGUCUAGCCAUAAAUGGACAUGGAAGGGAAGCAUUGAAACUAAUUUUUUUUUCUAAAGACGUGCUACAAAGCACGACUUCUUCUUCUUUACUGCAAACGUGCUUUUUUUCUGAAAACGUGCUCAAAGAUUUUAUUUAUUUAUAUAUAGGAGUAACUAAUUAA